AUGGCUGAUAAAAUUACUUUUACGAUAGAACAAAAGGGAUACACUCUCCGUCAGCAAGCAUUCAUAAAAAGGCCUACCGGGGAUGAAAUACUUGAAUCAGGUCUCUUGCAAGAGGGGAACCGCAAUCCGAGAAAAAUAUUUGAACAGCUAAUCACGACGGCUGCGAAUAAUCUUGGAAAAGCUUUAUGGCGUGACCCAAAAAUCAAAGCCGAAUUCAAAAAUCACAGCCAACUACGUGAUGAUUACUCGCUUAUUGACGUCACGGUAACCCAAGUUGGCUACUCUCAAGUUACUUCCGAACAGGCAAAUAGCGAAUGGGAUACGCCCGGAGACGCCACUGAUGACUACAAUAUCAUACCCGAAAAUUACUCGUCAGUGUCUGCUGAACAGGAUACGGCUCAAGCUUACUACCAUCAAUUUACGCCUGAACAGGGCGUCGAAUUGGUUGUGCCCAUGGGCAAUUAUAAUCACGAUUACGCACUCUAUUAUAACGGCGGUCCAACUUACUCGCCUAUGCCUACCGAACAGCAUGCGGAACAAGCUUGCUACAAUCAAUUUCCACCUGAACAGGAUAUUAAUCUGGACGCAAGCUAUCAUAACUACGGCCAAGUUUACUCGCCUACGCCUGUCGAACAGAAUAUGGCUCAAGCUGGCUACCAUCAAUUUGCGCCCGAACAUGAUACUAAUAUGGAUGACGAAUGGCAAGUUUUUCAAGGUCCGGUAGUUAUGACAGUAACGGAUUUGUAUUUGCCUAUGACCAGCUUUAAGUGA
Molecule: messenger RNA, 771 nt
Organism: Paraglomus occultum
Lineage: Eukaryota; Fungi; Glomeromycota; Glomeromycetes; Paraglomerales; Paraglomeraceae
Source: the annotation of a GenBank genome assembly